CUAAAUUUGGUUUAUGCGACGACGCUAACCGAGUAACCGUGAUCUAAAAAACUCUCUGAAGCAGUCUCCCUCUCGUCUCUCCAGCAAUUAAACACUAUACAUUACAGCCAUAAACACCCAUAUCCUUUUUAAAAUCGUUUUUUUAAUAAGACGGCGUUUCUUAAUCUGUUCUUAUCCAAGUUUUCGUCAUCAAAUUCCUCUUCAAACCCCAAUUUCUAGAUUCCAGAAGAAAGUCCAAAGGAGUUUUUUUUCUUCUUUCUGUUGUGGUGCCUUUUCCGGUUUAGAAUCGGCAUUUUACUUCGUGAGGAGGCGAAAUCUUGAAGCUUUGAUAUAUUAAGAGAAGAUUAUAGAUUAGGAUUGAGAGUGUAGAUAGAAUCAAAAGAUGAGUUUAAGGGAUGAUACGGAGGAGGGUAGGAAUGAUCUGCGACGACCGUUCAUACACACAGGAAGCUGGUAUCGGAUGGGCUCGAGACAGUCGAGUAUGAUGGGUUCGUCUCAAAUUAUCAGAGACAGCUCAAUCUCUGUUCUUGCAUGUGUUUUGAUCGUUGCUCUUGGUCCUAUUCAAUUCGGAUUCACUUGUGGUUAUUCUUCUCCAACUCAAGCUGCAAUCACCAGGGAUCUCGGUUUAACGGUAUCUGAGUACUCCGUGUUUGGGUCUCUGUCCAAUGUGGGUGCUAUGGUUGGUGCAAUUGCCAGUGGUCAGAUCGCAGAAUACAUUGGACGAAAAGGGGUAUGCUUUGUUUUGCUGAUUCUUGAAUUAUUCUGUUUUGAUCCAUUUGAUGAACUCUUCUUUCUUGCUUUACUUAACCUCUUAUUGUUUUUUCUUGGACAGUCUCUGAUGAUUGCUGCAAUUCCCAACAUCAUUGGAUGGCUUUGCAUAUCAUUUGCAAAAGAUACUUCUUUUCUUUAUAUGGGGAGACUAUUAGAAGGCUUCGGUGUGGGGAUCAUCUCUUACACGGUGCCUGUUUAUAUCGCUGAGAUAGCUCCACAGAAUAUGAGAGGAGGAUUGGGUUCGGUUAACCAGCUUUCCGUGACAAUUGGAAUAAUGUUGGCUUAUUUACUUGGCCUCUUUGUUCCAUGGAGAAUUCUUGCAGUUUUGGGGAUAUUGCCAUGCACAAUAUUGAUACCAGGUCUUUUUUUCAUCCCUGAAUCCCCUCGCUGGCUGGCAAAAAUGGGUAUGACUGAUGAUUUUGAGACUUCAUUACAAGUCCUUCGAGGAUUUGAGACUGAUAUUACCGUUGAGGUUAAUGAAAUCAAGAGAUCUGUGGCAUCAUCUACCAAACGAUCAUCUACAGUUCGGUUUGUAGAUCUAAAGCGGAGGAGAUACUAUUUCCCACUUAUGGUUGGUAUAGGGUUGCUUGUACUUCAACAACUCGGUGGAAUUAAUGGCGUCCUAUUCUAUUCCAGUACAAUCUUUGAAUCUGCAGGAGUUACUUCGAGUAAUGCAGCAACAUUUGGGGUUGGUGCUAUUCAGGUAGUGGCGACUGCAAUAUCGACAUGGUUGGUGGACAAAGCAGGUCGUCGGCUUCUGCUUACGAUCUCUUCAGUUGGGAUGACGAUUAGCCUUGUAAUUGUUGCAGCUGCUUUCUACCUUAAGGGAUUUGUGUCUCCUGACUCAGACAUGUACAGUAUGCUGAGCAUCUUGUCAGUUGUUGGAGUUGUGGCAAUGGUUGUUUCUUUCUCAUUGGGAAUGGGACCAAUCCCGUGGCUCAUAAUGUCUGAGAUCCUUCCUGUGAACAUAAAGGGUUUAGCUGGAAGUAUAGCAACUCUAGCCAACUGGUUCUUCUCCUGGUUGAUCACCAUGACUGCAAACUUGCUCUUAGCCUGGAGCAGUGGAGGAACUUUCACUUUAUAUGCGGUGGUUUGUGCAUUCACAGUGGUGUUCGUGACUCUAUGGGUCCCUGAGACCAAAGGCAGAACGCUUGAAGAACUUCAAGCCUUGUUCAGAUGAGAAUUACUCAAGACAGUUUUAUCUUUUACAAAUUCAUUCUUUGCCUCCCUCUCUCAACCUCUCUCUGUUCUGGCGUAGAACAAGAAGAAACCAAGAAAUGUCAGAUUUUCCAGCUGUGUUUUUGAUUGAGCUGAGAACGUUACUAAGAUUUGUUUGUUUGUUGUGUAUCAAUAAUCAGCUUGCCUUUCUGUUACAUGUAUAUCAACACACCUUCAAGUAUUUCGUAAUUUGAUUAAACUCUUCU
Molecule: messenger RNA, 2195 nt
Organism: Eutrema salsugineum
Lineage: Eukaryota; Viridiplantae; Streptophyta; Magnoliopsida; Brassicales; Brassicaceae
Product: sugar transporter ERD6-like 6
Exons: 16
Coding region: 383-1951 (522 amino acids)
Biological process (GO): carbohydrate transport; transmembrane transport
Cellular component (GO): membrane
Molecular function (GO): sugar transmembrane transporter activity
Source: RefSeq, a predicted model, not a curated record